Molecule: messenger RNA, 3458 nt
Organism: Harpia harpyja (harpy eagle)
Lineage: Eukaryota; Metazoa; Chordata; Aves; Accipitriformes; Accipitridae
Gene: GFRA2
Product: GDNF family receptor alpha 2
Exons: 9
Coding region: 361-1758 (465 amino acids)
Biological process (GO): nervous system development
Cellular component (GO): external side of plasma membrane; signaling receptor complex
Molecular function (GO): signaling receptor activity
Source: RefSeq, a predicted model, not a curated record
CCAAAGCCUCGGCACAAACCGCCGGGAGCCCGGCGGAGCGCGGUGCCCGCCGUGCGCGGAGCCCCGGAGCCGCGGAACCCGGGCGGGGAUGCGGGAGGAGGAGAACCGCGCUGCCCGGCGCAGCGGCUGAGGAAACCCGGCUCCGCGCCGGGCGGAGCGGGAGAGCAUCCCACCCCCCCCCCCUUCCCCAGCCCACCCCCCGUUUCUCUUUUACAGCCCACCGUCCUCGCCCGGAUUGGGGAUCUAGCCGGCCGCCUUGGGAAUUAAUUUGAUUUUUUGUUUUUUAUUCCCCUCUUUUUUUUUUAUAAUUUUUUUUUUUUUUUUUUUUACACACGUGGAGGAACGCGUGGAUUUACUAACAUGAUCUUGGCAAACGCCUUCUGCAUCGUCCUCUUCGUAGAUGAGAUCCUCCGCUCGCUGGCUGGCCCCCCGUCCCCGCCGGGGCAGGACCCCCAUGGCUGGCGAGUGCCGGUGGACUGCGUGCGAGCCAACGAGCUGUGCGCGGCAGAGCCCAGCUGCAGCUCCCGGUACCGCACGCUGCGGCAGUGCCUGGCCGGCCGCGACAGGAACACCAUGCUGGCCAACAAGGAAUGCCAGGCGGCCCUGGAGGUGUUGCAGGAGAGCCCUCUCUACGACUGCCGCUGCAAGCGAGGGAUGAAGAAGGAGCUUCAGUGCCUUCAGAUCUACUGGAGUAUACACCUCGGGCUGACCGAAGGAGAAGAAUUUUAUGAAGCUUCCCCCUACGAGCCGGUCACCUCUCGUCUCUCUGAUAUAUUCAGACUUGCUUCAAUUUUCUCAGGAAUGGACCCCGCCACCAACUCCAAAAGCAACCACUGCCUCGACGCGGCCAAAGCCUGCAACCUGAACGACAACUGCAAGCGCCUGCGCUCGGGCUACAUCUCCACCUGCAGCAAGGAGAUCUCGGCCACCGAGCACUGCAGCCGGAGGAAAUGCCACAAAGCUCUGCGCCAGUUCUUCGACCGUGUCCCCAGCGAGUACACCUACCGCCUACUCUUCUGCUCCUGCAAGGACCAGGCUUGCGCCGAGCGCCGGCGGCAAACCAUCGUCCCCUCCUGCUCUUACGAGGACAAGGAGAAGCCCAACUGCCUGGACCUGCGCAACACGUGCCGGACGGAUCACCUUUGCCGGUCCCGCCUGGCCGAUUUCCACACCAACUGCCAAGCCUCCUUCCAGUCCCUGACCAGUUGCCCCGGGGACAACUACCAGGCGUGCCUGGGCUCCUACGCAGGGCUUAUCGGCUUCGACAUGACGCCCAACUACGUCGACGCCAGCACCACCAGCAUCACCAUCUCGCCCUGGUGCUCCUGCAAAGGCAGCGGCAACAUGGAGGAGGAGUGCGAGAAGUUCCUCCGAGACUUCACGGAAAACCCCUGUCUCCGAAACGCCAUCCAAGCCUUCGGCAACGGCACCGACGUGAACCUCUCCCCCAAGAACCCCUCGCCCCCCGUCACCCUGCCACCGAAAACGGAGAAGAGCCCUGCCUUGCCAGAUGACAUCAAUGACAGCAACACCAUGUACGACACGAGCAUCAUCACCACCUGCACCUCCGUCCAGGAGCACGGAUCAAAGCUAAACAAGUCCAAAGAGCAGAGCCUGUGCUACUCAGAGACCCAGCUGACCACGGACAUCAUGCCAGACCAGAAGACGUUCGUGGACCAGAAGGCAGGCGGCAGCCGACACCGGGCGGGCCGGAUCCUGCCCCUUGUGCCCAUCCUCCUGCUGAUGCUGGCGUUAUAGAGGGGCGAGGAAGGCAGCGGCCGGCGGGACGGGGACGCUUGCACAAGCGCGCACAAAGCGCGCACCGGCAGCGCCCGCCGGCACGCUCGCUCUCGCCUCGGUUCCUGCGGCGGCGAUGGGGAAGGGAAGGAUCGCUUCGUGCUGGAGACUGAAACGCUCACAAACGCCGGGGAUGCCGAGCCCCGGCGCGCUGGGCGGCAGGAGGACCCUCACCAUGCUGGGAAACUUUGGUGGUUUUCUUCCUAUUUUCAUUUUUUCCCCUUUUUUUUUUUUUUUUUGGUAUUUUAUGGUGCGUUGGGUUUCUUUUCUAAAGCAGGAGCCCACGGCUCGUGGCGAAACCCUGCCAUGAGCCCUGCAACAGGCGAUCCAGAGCGGUGAGUGGCGCUGGGGAGGGAAAAUAAGCAUCGAGCAGAGCUUUGGCAAAGGUUAUUUGCAGGACCCAUCAGCCCAGGUGCGCUGGGGUGGUCGCGGGGACAGCAAGGUUUCCGCAUCAGAGCAUCCUGGAGGAUGGACGUGCCGUCGGGAGGCUCUUCUGCAUCCUCUGAGGGGACUCGCUCAAGCUUUUGACAUUGUUAUUGGGGUUUUUGGUUUUUUUUUUUCUUUCCUGUGGUCGGCGAGAGUUUUAAAACGGAAGAGAAAAGAAACUACUGUUCAAACAUUGUGAGGUUGUCCUGAUGUUUUCAAUCUGUCACUUCGAGGGGGAGUUUUUCUUUUCUUUUUUUUUUUUUUAAUCUUUGUCCAGUCAAAUUUGGGUUGGGAUGGGAUCCGACCCAUCGGUGGUCGGAAACCUCUGUAUGUUCCUCUCUGUUUUCUUUCUUUUAUAUAUACAUAUAUAGUGUAUGUAUAUACCGUCCACCUAUACCUACAUAUAUGUAUGUAUAUACAUAACCAUAUACAUCUACAGUGUGGCUUUUUUAAUUUCCUUUUUUCCUUUAUUUUUAAAAAAAAUGCUCAAAUGGCAACAACAACUUAAAAAUGUAUUAUUGUAAAGUUUAUUUUUUUUAAUAAUGUCUAUAAUGGAAAAAAAAAAAAAAUAAACCAAGAACAACCAACCAAGGAACGAAGCAGCACCGAAAGCCGAGCUCCGCCGAGCAUCCACCUGUGCCCGGGUUUGUGUCCGGCCAAGCAUCCCGAGCCCGGGGGGGAACGGGGACCCUUCAGCUGCAGAAACGCAGGGAUUUGGGUCAGUCUAAAUAUCUUGCAAUGCUGCGAACAAUUCCCUGACUGUUUUGCUCCGGGAGACAAGCAAACAAGCAAACAUUUCAAAGGAGCUGACACCUUCCCGUGUGGCAGGGUUUGUUUUUGAAAAUACCAUCCCCUUUCCUUAAUGUCUUUUUUUUUUCCCAGGCAACCUGACAGUGCUUAAAACCGAAAUGAAACACCAAGAUUUGGGUCACACAAAACAUCAAGUUUCUCAAUUUUUUUUUUUUUUUUUUUUUCCCACUUUACUGCUCGUGCCAGGGAGCAGAAACAUCAACCCCCAUCCAGCUCUGCCUGUGGAAAACAGAACGUCAGGGGCAUCUUGGGGACCUGGGGAUGCCAAAAUCUGAGCUGAAGGACCAGCUGGGCUGUUUGCAGGGAGUUGGGCACUGGUAGAUAGGGGAGGGAGGGAUGAAUAUUCCCUUUUGCAGCAUGGAAAAAGAAAACACGUUUGAUGUGGAAGUUGGCGCGGGGAAAAUAAACAUGUCACGUCUCUCGCA